UCCGUGCGCCCCUGCUGUUGGAUGUGAGCUGCUGUUGUGUGUGUUUUCUCAUGGAGGUUUUUCAGGAACUAACAGGAAAGCAGGAGAAACUCUGAAACUUUAAACGCUCGAGCGGUGCGUGCGUGCGUGCGGCUGACGCGCGGCCCCUGCGCCGCGUUAACUCGCAGUGGAUCCGGGAGUGUGUUUUGUGAGGAUUCCGUGAUUCCGCGAUGGCCGGAGCGAGUGUGUGGUAUCACCGGGAUCUGAGUCGCGCCGCGGCGGAGGAGUUGCUCGCGCGAGCCGGGCGCGAUGGGAGUUUCCUGGUGCGGGACAGCGAGAGCGUCAACGGCGCGUACGCGUUAUGCGUGCUGUUUCAGAAACACGUUCACACAUACAGGAUCCUGCCUGACGAGGAGAACUUUCUGGCGGUGCAGACGUCUCAGGGCGUUCAGCCGAAGCGGUUUAAGACUCUUCCUGAGUUGGUUCAGUUGUAUCUUCAGCCCAGUCAAGGUCUGGUGACCACACUACAGUUCCCAGUGGAGAGAGAGGAGACCACAGAGGAGAGAGAUUACUCUGAUGGUGAAGAUGAGAAGCCCCCCCUCCCCCCUCGCACCGCCUCCACCGGCUCCGCCCCCGUCAGUCAGGACACGCCCCCUGAGAAUGUGACGGCGUCGAACGGCUUGAGCACGAUCUCUCACGAGUAUCUGAAGGGAAGUUACGCUCUGGAUCUGGAGGCGGUGAAACAGGGAGCGAAUAACCUUCCCCACCUCAACAAAACACUGGUGUCGUCCUGCAAACGCCUGCAUGGGGAGGUGGAUAAGGUUCUCUGUGGCCUGGAGAUUCUGUCCAAGGUCUUCGAUCAGCAAAGCGCCUCCAUGGUGUCCAGAAUGAUCCAGCAGUCCAUGUCUCAGGGUGGAGAUCAAGAGCUGGAGCAUCUGGUCACCAAACUGGCCAUCCUCAAGGAUCUGCUGUCAUCUAUAGAGAAGAAGGCUCUGAAGGCGCUUCAGGACAUGAGCUCAUCCGCUCUGACCGUGUCUCCGCUGAUGUCCAUCCGACACAAAGCCAUUCCUGUGCAAACCUUCGAGGUGAAACUGGACGUGUAUCUGGCUGACCUGACGAAGAUCGGGAAGAGUCAGAAGUACUCGCUGAGUGUGGAUGUGGAGGGAGGAAAGCUGGUGGUGAUGAAGAAAAUGAAGGACGCGCAGGAGGACUGGAACACGUUCACACACGACAAGAUUCGGCAGCUGAUUAAGUCUCAGCGUGUUCAAAAUAAACUGGGAAUCGUCUUUGAGAAGGAAAAAGACAAAAGCCAAAGGAAAGAUUUCAUCUUUGCCAGCGCAAAAAAAAGGGAAGCGUUCUGCCAACUCCUGCAACUCAUGAAGAACAAACAUUCCAAUCAGGACGAGCCCGAUAUGAUCUCCGUCUUCAUCGGGACAUGGAACAUGGGCGGCGUUCCUGCUCCUAAAUCGAUGGGAUCGUGGAUUUCCUCCCGAGGCUUGGGGAAAACUCUGGAUGAGAUGGCGGUUACGAUCCCUCAUGACAUCUAUGUGUUCGGUACGCAGGAGAACUCUGUGUGUGAUAAGGAAUGGGUGGAAACGAUCCGCGGCGCCCUCAAGGAAUACACAGAGAUGGACUAUAAACCGGUUGCAGUGCAGACGCUGUGGAACAUUAAGAUCGCGGUGUUGGUGAAGGCGGAGCAUGAGAACCGCAUCAGUCACGUGGGAAUGUCCAGCGUCAAAACGGGGAUCGCAAACACACUCGGAAACAAAGGAGCAGUGGGCGUGUCCUUCAUGUUUAAUGGAACAUCGUUCGGCUUCGUUAACUGUCACCUGACGUCCGGCAAUGAGAAAAUCCACAGACGCAACCAGAACUAUCUGGAUAUCCUGCGUCAGCUGUCGCUGGGCGAUAAACAGCUGAACUCCUUCGACAUCUCGCUGAGAUUCACGCAUCUGUUCUGGUUCGGCGACCUCAACUACCGCCUGGACAUGGACAUCCAGGAAAUCCUCAACUUCAUCAACAGGAAGGAGUUCGAGCCGUUGCUGAAGGUGGACCAGCUGAAUCUGGAGAGAGAGAAGAACAAGGUCUUCCUUCGCUUCGCGGAGGAGGAGAUCACCUACCCCCCCACGUACCGUUACGAGCGCGGCUCGCGGGACACGUACGUCUGGCAGAAGCAGAAAGCCACCGGGAUGCGGACCAACGUUCCCUCGUGGUGCGACAGAAUCCUCUGGAAAUCAUAUCCUGAGACGCACAUCGUCUGCAACUCGUACGGCUGUACAGAUGAUAUCGUCACCAGUGAUCACUCUCCUGUGUUCGGCACGUUCGAGGUUGGCGUGACGUCUCAGUUCGUCUCUAAGAAAGGUCUGCCCAAGUCUUCAGAACAAGCGUACAUCGAGUUCGAGAACAUCGAGGCCAUCGUGAAGACCGCCAGCAGAACCAAGUUCUUCAUCGAGUUUUACUCCACGUGUCUGGAGGAGUUUAAGAAGAGCUAUGAGAAUGACACUCAGAGCAGUGAUAACGUGAACUUCCUGCGCGUGGGCUGGUCGUCCAAACAGCUGACGACACUGAAGCCCAUCUUAUCCGACAUCGAGUACCUGCAGGACCAGCACCUGCUGCUCACCGUCAAGUCUCUGGAUGGAUACGAGUCGUACGGGGAGUGUGUGUUGGCGCUGAAGUCGAUGAUUGGCAGCACGGCGCAGCAGUUUCACACGUAUCUCUCUCACCGCGGCGAGGAAACGGGAAACAUCCGCGGAUCCAUGAGAGUCAGAGUCCCGUCAGAGAGGAUGGGGACCAGAGAGAGACUCUACGAGUGGAUCAGUGUUGAUAAGGACGAGACUGGCGGAUCGAGAGGCAGAACUCUUCCUCCCAGAGCCACACACGAUUACGUCAAACCGUCCACCAGCAGGAAGUUGGGGUCAGCUGACCUCGGGAAGGUUUCAGAGGAGGGAGACAAGAGCAUCACAGGGAGACACACACACACACACUCCUCUAAAGAGGACAGCGCACAGAACAGACUGAAACAGGACCCGUUUGAUAGCGACGCCACAACCUGCAAGAACAGCUUCAAUAACCCCGCCUACUACAUUCUCGAGGGCGUUCCCAACCAAUCAGCAGUCCUGGCCUCCGACCUGCUCCCAGGCUCCGCCCUCCCUCCGCUAGCCAAUAAAACAGCAGCUCCUGUGGGGAAGAACAAGCCUCCCAGUGGGAGUUCGGCUCCGGGCCGCUGGCACCCGGUUCGGCCAAUCAGCGAAGAGGGAUCUUCGGAAGACGACGGGAACGUCGGGACUCACGUCACGUCACUCAAUCGCCCUCCGCCAGAUUUCCCUCCUCCUCCGCUUCCCAAAGAAAUCCCUGAAAACUCAUUCGGAAAACCGCGAAUGUUUCCGGACCUCGCCGACGUCAAGAUCCCCUCCAAACCGCUGUCGUCUCCCUCUGGAGGAGGAGGCGUGGCCUUCUGUCUGGAGGCUCCGCCCAUGUUGAACCCAAGCUCCGCCCCUUUCCGGCGAGGAGGCGGAGCUUCCGCACUGGAUGACCAGUCGUGUUCCGUUCUGCAAAUGGCGAAGACGCUGAGCGAAGUGGAGUAUCCGUCCGGGAGAGAAAGGGGCGGAGUCGGGAAAGGGGCGGCGUCUUCUCACAUGAGAGGCUUGACCUUCCCACCGCGAUCCAUACAGGAGGAGAGCAUCGCUGAAGACCUGCCGGAGGAGGGCCUGUGGCAUGACGAGAGCAGCAGUGUGUCAGUAGAGGACAGUGUUGGCGAGUGGCUCCAGAAGCUCGGGCUCCAGCAUUAUGAGGAAGGGCUUCUGCACAACGGCUGGGACGAUCUGGAGUUCCUCAGUGACAUCACAGAGGAGGAUCUGGAGGAGGCGGGCAUUCGUGACCCCGCCCAUAAGAAGAUCCUAUUGGCCAGUCUAAAACAACAACAGCAGCAGCAGAAGUGAGCCAAUCACAAUCCAGGCCGGACUGAACUUUGCACUGUUAGAAUUUUACCUGGUU
Molecule: messenger RNA, 3969 nt
Organism: Rhinichthys klamathensis goyatoka
Lineage: Eukaryota; Metazoa; Chordata; Actinopteri; Cypriniformes; Leuciscidae
Gene: inppl1a
Product: inositol polyphosphate phosphatase-like 1a
Exons: 27
Coding region: 210-3914 (1234 amino acids)
Biological process (GO): phosphatidylinositol dephosphorylation
Molecular function (GO): phosphatase activity; protein binding
Source: RefSeq, a predicted model, not a curated record